Penicillium taxi is the source of this 465-nucleotide messenger RNA. RefSeq lists its product as uncharacterized. The record is from RefSeq and is a predicted model, not a curated record. Bases 1 to 465 code for a protein of 154 amino acids. The transcript is spliced from 2 exons. NCBI's taxonomy places the organism in Eukaryota, Fungi, Ascomycota, Eurotiomycetes, Eurotiales, Aspergillaceae.
AUGAAGUAUAUGCUCCAGAAGCGUAUCAGAGAGUACGAACAACAACUCGAAGAAUACGAAACCCUAUCGAAGCGCCGCUGGAAGGCCGCCGACCGACCCUCGUCCCAAUCAGGAUCAGAUUUAGAGCGAGAACCAAAGGGACUCCGCGAGAUCAAGUUUAAAGAUAUCGAUAAUUUUACCCUUGAUUUCAAAUGGAUUCGUGAUCUCGAACAAUCCUUUAAAGCGAACCCUAGACACUAUCUAAAUUCGAAACGGAAGGUUUACGCUGGGAUUGCGCACCUGAAUAUAGAAUGUCGUCAACGCUGGUACACCUACUGCGAUGAACUGAACCCUGAAGAAGCCUACGAAGCAAAAAAGUCUUGGGAUUACUUCAAAGAUUGGACCAACCAGUUGGUCGCUAACCUCGCGACGGGCCUGAUUGAAUACCGAAUCCGACUAGAAUCCGCCCGUCAGAAACCAGACUAA